AUGAACGACGGCGGCCUCGCCGUCGUGCGGAUGAAGCCGCUUGGAGCUGGCGGUGGCGGUGGCGAGCGCAGUUCUGCGUCCGGCGCGCCAAGUGGUGUCACCUUCUCGGCGCCCAAAGCUGAGGUCACUGUUGAUGGACGACUUUUCAGCUAUCCGUCUCACGUGAUUGCUCCGGAGAUGGACCAGCAGGCGUUGUACGAUGCAUUCAUGCCAGUGAACAUGCAAGCCUUUGUGGAUGGAGUUAACGUAAAUGUGAUCGCCUACGGUCAGACUGGCUCUGGCAAGACGCACACGGUAUUUGGACCACCAGGGAUCCUAGCACGCGCUGCGGCUGGCGAGCUGGGAGACGGGGUCGAUCAGGACUACGGCCUCUUCCCACGAGGCGUACUCGGGGCUGUCGACACGGUGGGAAAGCUCCGCCAGGAGGGCAUUGCUGCAGUGUUGACGGCAAGCGCGGUCGAGCUCUCGAUCAUGGGCAAUGAGGAUAUGCUCGCGCGGUCGGAGACCGCCGUGCGGCGCGCUGCGAAUGAUGGCGCAGGCACGAGUCAAUGGAGCUCUGCAGCGCUCGGUGUUGCGCUCGACAAGGCCUCAGAUCCGCCACGACUCUGCGGCAUGACAGAGCUGCCACUUGACAGUCCCGCUGAUGUCCGGCUGCUCUGCGGUGCUCUGGCGACGCGUAACACGGCGGGCACGCUGAUGAACAACACGUCCUCGCGCUCACACUGCUUCGCAUUCCUCACGCUGCGCGUGCUCAAGGACGAAGCUGGUGUUGCGCGCGUGCGCACGUCGCGCUUCCAGUUUGUUGACCUUGCCGGGUCGGAGCGGCUCAAGGACGCCCACGGCGCCAGCGUAUCGUGGAAGGAGGGCGGCGAGGCGCUCAACGGGAUGCUCACCAACUACUCACUCACCAUGCUAUCUGCGUGCGUACGCGGGCUGGUCGAGGCAAAGCGUAAGCGGGCCAAGUUCUCGUUCCGUGCGUUCCUGAGUGACCUCGUGGACCUGCUGCAGGAGUCGAUGACGGGCGACGCGGCGACGGCGUGCUUUGUCUGCCUUAGCCAGGCGCCGACCAACCUCGUGCACAGCAAGUUUGCCCUCGACUUUGGUGAAGUGUUUGCGCAGCUCUCAGCACCGAGGCCGCGCGCGACCAAGCCGGUGCCACUUGCCCUCCUGGCGAAGCAGACCAACGCGACGCUGGGCGAGGCGCGGAGAGCGCUGCAAGGAUCAAAGAGCGGCGGCAGGUGCCGGCCGGCUUGGCUCUCGUCUGAGCAGAGAUGGCGGCUAAAGGCUGACCCGGACUGGGGGUAA
This is a messenger RNA of Emiliania huxleyi CCMP1516, 1305 nucleotides long. RefSeq lists its product as hypothetical. The transcript has 2 exons. Gene Ontology annotation, cellular component: microtubule; kinesin complex. Lineage: Eukaryota; Haptophyta; Isochrysidales; Noelaerhabdaceae. Gene Ontology annotation, molecular function: microtubule binding; ATP hydrolysis activity; ATP binding. Gene Ontology annotation, biological process: microtubule-based movement. The coding region runs from base 1 to 1305 and encodes 434 amino acids. The record is from RefSeq and is a predicted model, not a curated record.